CUGCCAAGAUCCACAAGCCGGUUGUGGGAACCCAGGCCAACUGGUGCUCUGUAAUGUAAACCAGCUGCCAGCGACACACAGGCCCCAUUUGCAUUUCUACGCGUGCUUCAAAAGCAAAGUGUUCAUUUUUAGCAUUCUUUGCUCAAUUGGCUUAACGCUGGAUUAGAAGACUCGAACGGAGCCAGGUGCCGCUCACUUCGAGAUCAGGGUCCUGGAGAUCUGGGGGACAGAAACCGGGAAGGGGUGGAGGAAGUCCAUCUGCUUUUCUCGAGUUCAAAUCCCGUCGCUCCGCUGAGCUGACAGGGGCUCGUUAACAGAGAGAGAGAGAGAGAAAAGGGAAACACAAACUGUUUGUCCAAGCAACGUCAGUUCUUUGGAUUUCGAUCUACUUUUCAGGAAUAUUCAACAGUUGCAACAGAAGAUCAGGAUGCUGGCGGCAUUAGCACUGGCAGUGGUGUGGAUCAGAGCCGGGUUGGCACAGGAGGUGGAUUCUGCAGUGUCAAUUACGUGCUCCGAUGGCUAUCGUCUAGACCGUUUGUCGGGACAAUGCAGAGAUAUCAAUGAGUGCCGAACUAUCCGAGAUGCCUGCAAAGGGGACAUGAGGUGCAUUAACCACAAUGGCGGAUACCUGUGCUUGCCAAGGACUGCGUCACUCCUAGUACCAAAUGGACCAUCCAACCCAACCUACCCAGUGUCUUCCCAAUCGGGAUAUUCGGAGAUGGCAAGUCCCUCUGUCUACCAGCCGGCCUCCAUUCCCAGAUAUCCUAUUCCAUCGAGAUCCCUGAUCUGCCGUUUUGGUUACACUGUGGAUAGCAACAACAAUUGUGCAGAUGUUGAUGAAUGCACGGCAGGAACGCACCAAUGCAACCCGUCGCAGAUCUGCAUCAACACGGAGGGAGGCUACAGCUGUUCCUGCACGGAUGGCUACUGGUUGACAGAUGGGCAGUGCAUGGACAUCGAUGAGUGUCGCCAUGGAUACUGCCAGCAACUGUGCGCCAACAUUGCUGGCUCCUAUUCCUGCCAGUGCAAUUCCGGGUUCCUCCUGAAUGCCGAUGGGAGGUCGUGCCAAGAUGUGGACGAGUGCUCUGGAGAGAAUCCUUGUGGUCAACAAUGCAUCAACACCUAUGGCUCUUUCCUUUGUCGCUGUGACACUGGGUACGAAUUAAACUCAGAGGGAAUGGGCUGCUCUGAUAUCAAUGAAUGCAGCUUCUCUGAGUUUCUCUGCCAACACCAAUGCGUGAAUGAGCCGGGCGAUUACUACUGCAUCUGUCCAGAGGGCUACACCAUGUACAGUGACAACAGGAGCUGUCAAGAUAUCGAUGAGUGCGAAAUGGGUAACAACACAUGUACGGAAGAACAGAUCUGCAUCAAUAUCCCAGGGACGUACAAAUGUCUGGACCCGGUGCAAUGCCAGGAUCCUUACAUACAACUGAAUGAAAAUCGCUGCAUGUGCCAUGCAGAUAAUCCUGGUUGUUCAGAUCAGCCGUUCACCAUCCUUUACAAAUACAUGGAUAUUGUGUCAAGCAGGAGUGUACCCUCAGACAUCUUCCAGAUGCAGGCCACUGCUCGUUACCCUGGAGCCUACUACAUCUUCCAGAUCAAGUCUGGGAAUGAAGGCAGAGAGUUCUACAUGAGGCAAACCGGGCCAGUCAGCGCCACUGUGGUGAUGACCCGUCCAAUUCAAGGACCUCGAGACGUCGUGUUGGAUCUGGAAAUGGUCACCGUCAACACCGUCAUCAACUUUCGAGGAGGCUCGGUGAUCAGACUAUCUAUCUAUAUAUCUGAGUACACGUUUUAAAGCCCUGAGGUUUCCCAGGGCCAAGUGGCUCUCCAAAUGAUGUCCGUUUUAAGGAGUGAAUGUUUCUCUGAUGUUGCUAAGGCAGAAAGGUGCUUUCGAUAAUAUAUUGCAACUGUGUAGAUUCUUAAUUCUGUCUGCUUUUUUUUUCCAGCUGG
This is a messenger RNA of Amblyraja radiata (thorny skate), 1953 nucleotides long. RefSeq names its product fibulin 5 (gene fbln5). Bases 428 to 1798 code for a protein of 456 amino acids. Lineage: Eukaryota; Metazoa; Chordata; Chondrichthyes; Rajiformes; Rajidae. Gene Ontology annotation, molecular function: calcium ion binding. The record is from RefSeq and is a predicted model, not a curated record. The transcript is spliced from 11 exons.